AUGUUUGCCACUCAGGAUACCAUUUUAAAGCUGCUGACAUUGUGUGCCCUGGCACAUUCUAUUACCGCCUUGGCGCUGCAGGAAAAAGCAGAAAAAGCUGGUCCUGAUCCCAGUCACAAGUAUUUGAUAGUGCGCGGGGAGACUCCGAGUGGUGCUUCGGGUUCGCAGGAGCAUGUGGAGUUCGAUAAUGCCGCCACUUUGCUCCUUAGAGCCUUUAAAAACCAACAGAUUCCGGCUUCAAAGGAUUUGGAGGAGUGCAGUGCUCCCAGUCACAAGGCCACCUUUUCGGGUUAUGACUAUGUCAUCCUGCUGGGCAUGCUGAUUAUAUCCCUGGGCAUUGGCAUCUUCUAUGGCUUCUUCCAGAAGGGAGGGUCCAACUCCUCCAAUGAGUUCCUCCUCGGCUCCGAAAUGAACAUCUUCCCAGUCACGCUGAGUUUAACCACCAGUUUCAUCACGGCCAUUGAGCUACUGGGCAAUCCCUCCGAGAUGUACUUCCAAGGCACUCAGUUUGUGCUCAUCGUUAUACCCAUGGUUUUGGUUAUCCCUGUGGCCGUGAAGAUCUUCUAUCCGAUUUACUUCAAAAUGGAGCUCACCAGUUGCUACGAAUAUCUGGGUAUUCGGUUUGGCAAGGAAAUUAGGAUACUCGGUGCUGUACUCUACGUCAUUCAGAUGUGCUUCUAUACGGCGGUGGCUGUUUUAGCUCCGGCAAUCGCUCUUUCCAAGGCCACGGGUCUGGACACCAAGAUCGCCGUGAUCCUGAUCUAUGUGGUCUGCGUGUUCUACUCAUCUCAGGGUGGCAUGAAGGCUGUCGUCAUAGCGGAUUCAUUUCAGGCUGCUGUCCUGGCUGUAUCCUUGGUGCUGAUCGUGGGUUUGGGCAGUUUUUACAGUGGCACUCCCAUUCAGGUCUUUCAGACUGCUGCCGAACACAAUCGUUUGGAGUUUUUUAACAUGGAUCCCAGUCCUACGACUCGUCACACUGUUUGGUCGGUGGUUAUUGGAGGCUUCUUCUACUGGACAUCCUUGUUUUGCACCAAUCAGGCCUCCGUUCAGAAAUGCAUGUCCUUGAAGUCCUUGAGGCUGGCGAAGAUUGCCCUGGGAUUUGCCAUUAUUGGCUUGAUUGCGGUGUUUCUGCUAAAUUUCUACACUGGUCUGAUGGUCUUCACCCACUAUGCGGACUGUGAUCCUUUGACAGCGGGACGUAUUUCGGCCACGGAUCAGCUAUUGCCCUACUAUGUGAUCAAUACCUAUGAGCACAUUUACUCAGUGGCAGGAAUCUUUGUGGCUGGCAUCUUUGCAGCCAGUUUAGGAACUGUGGCCUCUGCCUUGAACUCCCUAUCCGCUGUGACCUGCGAGGAUCUCUUGGUCAAUGGCAUGAACAUCAAAAUCUCACCCGAAAAGGGAGCCACCUAUGCCAAAUGGAUGUCCUUGGGCUAUGGCAUUGCAUCGUUUGGCUUGGUUUUCAUCGUGGAGCAUUUGGGAGGCGUCCUGCAGGCCACUUUGACCUUAAAUGGUCUUAUUGGUGGUGUAACCUUGGGUCUUUUUGUCCUGGGAAUCGCCUGCAAACAGGCUAAUACUAAGGGGGCUUUCUACGGAGGAUUAUUAUCCCUGGCCCUGGUCAUUUUCGUGGGUGUGGUGGCUCAAAUUGUCAGUGUGGAACAGCCAGCGUUGCCCACCUCCAUCGACAACUGCGAUUGCAAUGUCAACUUGACCAACAUCAUUGGAAAUCUACUCACAGAACCUGUGGAAAUCAUUGAGGAGGGAGGUUUCACAACGUGGCCCAUUUUCCGACUGAGCUACAUGUGGUACAGCAUGAUCGGAUGUCUGCUCACCGUUUUUCUGGGCUGGCUAAUUUCCCUGAUAAUUGACUUUGUCCAGCGACGAAAUGUGCUGAAGAUCACCGGCAAGGGCAUCGACAAUCCCGCCGUUUCCGAGGAGAUCUUCAAGAGCGACUCGCAGGUGCAGUACACCACCACGAGCUGUGUGACCACCACCACGGCGGUGGAGCCUGAUCCCCGAGACAUCAAGACAUCAAGUGGCGAGGGCCAUGUGAACCAUGCCAUUCGCAUCGACGACGAAUAGAAAUCGAAUUAAGAACUCGAAUUCAGCUGAGGGGUGAUCCCCAUCGGUGUAUUCCUUGUGUAACCUGUAACCUCCAUGUACAAAGACCAGUCGCAAUCUGUUAACUGUCCUAGUUUAGUCGAAAGAGUGAUUUCUAGUUCGUAAGUCCAAUCCAAGCCGAGGUUGUUGGCUCAGUAUUCUGUAUACACACACACUUACUAAUGUUACUACGAAUGAAUUUUAUUUUUAGUUCUUGUUUUAAGGCAUCAUACAAAUAAAACCUAUAUAUUCCUGAGCAGCAUCUGUUGCUGAAAUGUCAAGUAAAGUUUGGUUUUCUGUGGGUAG
Molecule: messenger RNA, 2403 nt
Organism: Drosophila gunungcola (fruit fly)
Lineage: Eukaryota; Metazoa; Arthropoda; Insecta; Diptera; Drosophilidae
Product: sodium-coupled monocarboxylate transporter 1
Exons: 6
Coding region: 1-2079 (692 amino acids)
Biological process (GO): sodium ion transport; transmembrane transport
Cellular component (GO): membrane
Molecular function (GO): symporter activity
Source: RefSeq, a predicted model, not a curated record